Molecule: messenger RNA, 1257 nt
Organism: Pestalotiopsis fici W106-1
Lineage: Eukaryota; Fungi; Ascomycota; Sordariomycetes; Amphisphaeriales; Sporocadaceae
Exons: 1
Coding region: 1-1257 (418 amino acids)
Molecular function (GO): hydrolase activity, hydrolyzing O-glycosyl compounds
Source: RefSeq, a predicted model, not a curated record
AUGCUCAUCCUCCUCGGCAUGCUUGUCCUCGGGGGCUAUCUCCACCACCUGUGGAGGGCCGAGGCGGCGCUCAACACGCCGUGGGAACCCGACGCCGGCGCCCAGCUCUUUGCGCAGCGAGCCCUUCCCGAGCCGAUCGAGCAGAACAGCAUCUCGACAUAUGCGCUGCCGCUGUCGGCGCAGGGCCGCGACGUGGUCGACCGGGACGGCCGCCGCUUCAAGCUGGCCUCGGUCAACUGGUACGGCGCCAGCGACGAGCUCUUUAUCCCCGGCGGCCUCGACGUCCAGCACCGCUCCGUCAUUGCCCAGACCAUUCGUCGCCUCGGCUUCAAUAGCGUGCGCCUCCCCUACUCGGACGAGAUGGUCAUGGUCAACCCCCACGUCCUGCCGCACCUCGUCACGGCCAAUCCGGAUCUGGUCGGUCUGCGCGCCCUCGACGUGCUCCAGGCCUGCGUCGAUGCCCUCACCGAAGCCGGCGUCGCCGUCAUUGUCAAUAACCACAUCACCACCGCCACCUGGUGCUGUGGCGCCGACCCCUGCGACGCCGGCUGGGCCAAUGACCACCUGGGCCCCCUCUGUCGCGUCACCCAGAGCGAGGAGGACUGGAUCCAGCACUGGGAGUCUGUCAUGGCCCGCUUCGUUGACAACCCCUACGUAAUCGGCGCAGACCUGCGCAACGAAGUCCGCGGCGUCUGGGGGACCAUGCCCUGGGACAAGUGGGCCACGGCGGCCGAGAAGUGUGGAAACCGGCUCCUCAAGAUGAAAAGGGACUGGCUCAUCAUCGUGGGCGGCACCGAGUCGGGCAAUGACCUGCGGGGCGCCGCCGACCGCCCCGUCCAGCUCGACGUGCCCGACCGCGUCGUCUACUCGGCGCACGUGUACGCCUGGUCGGGCUGGGGCAGCUCCGAGGGCCGAUACUCGAAGCGCGGCUACGCGAGCUUUGUCGCCGCCAUGCGCCGCAACUGGGGCUACCUGGUCGAGGACGACCGGGCGCCCGUCUGGGUCGGCGAGUUUGGCGCGCCGCACCACCCCAGCCAGGGCGACGCCAACUACUGGACCAACCUGCUGCGCUACCUCAAGUCCAUUGAUGCCGAUUUCGGCUACUGGGCCGUCAACCCGCGCAAGCCCAAGGAGAAUACCCUCGAGACGUAUUCCUUGGUCGAGGACGACUGGAUUACGCCCAUUCUCGAUUACCGGAUGCGGGACAUGACGGAGCUGAUUGCCGGCAAUGGCAGAGAGGGCGUCGCGGAGUUAUAG